AUGCCUUCCGGAUUCGCUAGCAACAACCUGUAUUGGGAGACAGAGGCACCCCUGGAAAAGGGCAACCCCACCAUUCUUUUCAUCCAUGCUUCAUGGAUGUCGUCGGCCAUGUGGGAAGAGACUGUCCAGCUUCUCGCACCACAGUUACCAAAUGUCAACCUCCUCCGCGUUGACUUGAACGGCCACGGAAAAACAACUGCCGGCCGCAAGGAAUAUACUCUCUGGAACCAAGCCGAGGAUGUCCUCACUCUCUUGGCAGAGCUUGAACUGUCCAACGUACUGAUCGCCGCCAUCUCCAUGGGCUCGAUGAUCGCUCUCCGCCUGGCUCUACUCGACCAAGCUAGAUUCUCAGGCCUCAUCCUCCUCGCCUCCAACGCAUCAGCUGCGACCGACUCUCAGCGUGAUGCCUUCUAUCAGCUUUGUAAUAUCUGGAUUGCAACACCUGCUCCCAGCAAGCAGAUCAUGGACGCCGCUAUCCUCAGCUGGGGCGGGAAUCCUGAUGUCGAGGGCCCGCGUGCGGCUCAAAUAAAGCAGGACUGGGUUCAACGCCACUCGGGCGCUGAGAAUGUGGAGCCUACACUGAACUCAAUGAUGGAGAGGGAUGCGCUGCUUGAUCGACUGGGGGAGAUUCGUGUUCCAGUUCUUCUCAUUCAUGGGGAAGAUGACAAGACAUAUCCUCUGCAGGAUGCUGUGGAGAUUAAGGAACGGCUUGUUAACGCGGAUGUGCGCUUGGAGGUUGUCAAUGGCGAGGGUCAUCUGUUGAUUCACUUGAGGGAGGCCAGGGAUGUGGCUGAAUGGAUUCAGGGUUUCGUGCAGAUGGUCCUUGGAUGA
Messenger RNA from Aspergillus fischeri NRRL 181, 831 nucleotides. RefSeq names its product alpha/beta fold hydrolase. Bases 1 to 831 code for a protein of 276 amino acids. The record is from RefSeq and is a predicted model, not a curated record. The transcript is spliced from 2 exons. NCBI's taxonomy places the organism in Eukaryota, Fungi, Ascomycota, Eurotiomycetes, Eurotiales, Aspergillaceae.